Molecule: messenger RNA, 2987 nt
Organism: Pollicipes pollicipes
Lineage: Eukaryota; Metazoa; Arthropoda; Thecostraca; Pollicipedomorpha; Pollicipedidae
Product: zinc finger protein 474
Exons: 8
Coding region: 1-1713 (570 amino acids)
Source: RefSeq, a predicted model, not a curated record
AUGAGUGAUGCACGUGGACACGAGGCUGCCGCCGUGAGCGCGGCGUCGCCGAGCUCCGACACGACGCGCGGACGCUCGGCCCCGUUCACCAGCGACCCGGCCGCCGCCGGCUACGUCGAACAGGCUCCGGCGCCCGCCGACCCUACCGACGCGGUCCAGCAAUCGCGGCCGCCCGCCUUCGUCGACUGCUACGUCUGCCAGAAGCAGUUCGGCUCCCACUCGGUGGCGCUGCACGAGCCGCGCUGUCUGCGCGCCGUCACGCCGACCAAGCCGAGCGUCGAGUCGCCGCAGGCGCCGCCGGCGUCCUCGCUCAACUCGUCCUGGCCGCGCAGCAACGGCCGCAUGCGAGCGGCGCUGGAAGAGCAGGCGAGCCCGCGCGUCUCGCGGCCGCGUACCGCCGUUCUCAAGAAACCGCGCAUGUUGGACGCCGGCAAGUGCAAGGAGCUGGACAUGUCGACCACGCGCUGCAGUGAGCUGCUGGACAUCGUCUCGCAGAACGCACAGCGGCGCAAGGCGCGCGCUGCCUCGGAGGAGCGGCCGCGCACCAUCCGACUGACUCAGGCUUCGCGCGAUCUUGACGUGCCGAACAUCGACUACCGGGCGGCGCAGCCGGCGCUGAUCUCGCCGGACCGUGGCCGUGCCAAGCCGGGCCGCCGCCUGCCAAACUUCACGCGCGCACUCGAGCAGUUGUUCAACGCGCCGCGCGCCAAGGCGGGUGUGCCGAAACCCUGCAUGUCGUGCGGGAAGCCGGAGAACCCGGAGCGCUUCCACAGCCACCCGGCCGACCCGCCGGCCGAGACGACCAAGCGCCGCAACGAGAGGAAGCCGAAGAAGCGGCUCUCGACGCAGCGGCCGGUGGCGAUCAAGUACCGGCCGCCGCCGGCCGUGCCGCCGCCGCCGCCCAACAUGGACCCCGUGGCGCAGCGGAAGCAGCAGCUGGAGGAGGAGCAGCGCCAAAAGCAGGCGCGGCUCAAGGAGGAGUACCUCAAGAAGGAGGAGAAGAGCAGGAAGGCGAGGGAAGAUGCCAUGCGGAAAAAGUUGGCAUUCACGCUCUCCAAGCACGAGCGGCCCACCAAUGGCAGCAACGGCACGUCCAAGAUUGUCGUCUGCUACAUUUGCGAGAAACAAUUCGGUGCCAACUCUCUGCCCAUCCACCAGCCUCAGUGCCUGGAGAAGUGGCGGCGGGAGAACGAGGCGCUGCCGGAGCACCAGCGCCGGCCCGAGCCGCAGCCGCCCUCGCAGGCGCAGACGGGGCUGGUGCCCUGCUGCCACUGCGGACGCACGUUCUUUCCCGAUCGCGUGGCGCUACACGAGAAGAACUGCCAGCCCAAGGAUGGCGAUGCUGUCACAAAGGAGGCGCCCACUCAGAGCCAGCCGACCGUCUGCUACAUCUGCAAGGCCCGCUUGCCGCCGGAGCAGAUGGCCGCGCACGAGCUGGAGUGCGUCAAACGGUGGCGCGCCGAGAACGCCGUCAUCACGCAGCAGAUCGCGCUGCCCACCGACGCGCCCCGCAGCGACGGCGUGACAGUGGAACCCGCGGACGUGCCAGGACCGGCCGAGCAGCUGGAGGGGCAGCUGGACGCCAUGAUCGACGCCGCCUGGCAGAAUCACCUCUCCGAACUGGUGCCCUGUCCAAACUGCGCCAGAACGUUCUUCCCCGAUCGGCUAGAGAAGCACAAGAAAAACUGCCGCGUCGAGAUAAAACACAAAUGAGACGCCUCGACCGGCACCUCAGCGCUUAUGACCAUCUCUAUUUUGUAUACUACUAGCGUCCGGUAGGCAGGAUGGAUCGAGCGACGAAGGAUGGUGGCAGCUCGAGCACGAAGAGUGCGCAAGAAAGCGUCACUUGGGACCUAACUGCGUGUAGGUACAGCCGGUGUCAUUCGUGCCACGCCGAUGUCGGCGUUUAAUCAACAGACGUUGCAAUAGGAUGUGAUGAUUUGAUGUGAUCUGCCGUCUCUUUGUCUGUGCCCACUCUGCUCAAUGAACGUGUAGUCCAUGUCAAAAGGAAUAUCAAAAUGGCUGACAGAAAAUCUAAUCGACGGUGCUUUGGACAGGUAAAUCUAUCUGUAAGUGCCCAGUCGUAGACUAUUGAAGUCAGUGAAAUUCCUGAGAAAACAUCACCGAUAAAUUAUUGAUAAUACAUCGCAACGAAAGUGGUUGUCGUCAGAUAAUUGACGAGUGCUGCAAGUCCGGAGUUUUGACGCCAAUGGAAGAUGCCUUAUGUAAAAAUACCGGGCGUGGUGGCCUGGCUCGAGACUUCUUUUAGAACAUGUUCAGCUUCUGCCUGCCUUUGGCUGUUAGGACGCUAGCCUCGUGUGAUACCGCAUAUUUGUACUCGGUUCAAUCCGGUGAGACCUGAUCCAUCUCAAGUCAGCUUGCGUCUGACCUGGCGCACGUGAGAACACCAAUGUGAAAUCCAGCAUAUUGGCUAGGACGGGUUUAGGAAGGUGUCACCGUACUUGUUGGAUAUAUUUGCCCAAUACACAUGUUGUCACGACAUAAACAUGUUGGUCGACACAGGAAUUGGACGAUAUUUCGCCCAACACGCUUACGACCAAGUGAAGCAAUACUAGCGUCUCACCUCUCAAGAAAGCAAGCCAGAACGGUCUCGUACAGCACUGGCGGUUGCGAAGUAGCACGGUUAUUUGGCGCUCGAUCCGUCCGCAAACACGGGGGCGGAGGUGUCCGACAAGGCGUCCACGCCCCCGUCUUCCCUCUUCGAAGCGUCCUCGUCAUCGCCGUCUUCGUCAUCAUCGUCAGCGUCGUCGUCGUCAUCGUCGUCGUCGUCAUCGGUGUCGUCGUCACCGCCGUUCUCGUCUCGUUUCGCCUUGCCCGUCUCAGCGCCGGCGCUGUUCAAGUCUCGCUCUUCGCGCUCCAUGUCGGGCACGGGCUCGGGCUCGAGCUCAUCGCCGGAAGGGUCGAGCUGGGCUGCCUGGCGUCGGCUCCUGCCCGGCUCCGGCGGCGCGCCCCAGUCAGCCUGCCGC